Messenger RNA from Thermothelomyces thermophilus ATCC 42464, 2009 nucleotides. RefSeq lists its product as uncharacterized. The transcript has 3 exons. Gene Ontology annotation, molecular function: pseudouridine synthase activity; RNA binding. Bases 38 to 1921 code for a protein of 627 amino acids. The record is from RefSeq and is a predicted model, not a curated record. Lineage: Eukaryota; Fungi; Ascomycota; Sordariomycetes; Sordariales; Chaetomiaceae. Gene Ontology annotation, cellular component: nucleus. Gene Ontology annotation, biological process: tRNA pseudouridine synthesis; mRNA pseudouridine synthesis.
CAGCAACCGCGAUGAGAUUCAUCUGCCGACUCGCACAAUGGCAGCCAACGAAACCACCAGCGCCGUGGCAGAUGGCCAGUCCGGCGCGCCAGACGCGGCUCCAGCCGCUGGGUCGCCUGCCGAGACGAACAAUGGCCACCGCGGAAACCGCGGCGGCAGAGAGCGGGGCAACGACAAGCAGAAGCGCAAGCAUUCCGGCUUCGGGAGCGCAAAAGGCCCGGUACCGGACAAGCGCGAGCGAGUCCAGAACGACCGCAAUGCCAAACGCCGCAAGGUGAUCGACGAGGACAACAAGGGUAGCAGUUACAUGAGCAUUACCUUCACCCCCGAGGAGAUCGCCGCCGAGGGACGCCGGCCGAAGCGCAAGGUCGCCGUGAUGAUCGGGUACGCCGGCACCGGCUACCACGGCAUCCAGAUCAACCACAAGGACAAGACGAUCGAGGGCGACAUCUUUGCCGCCUUCGUCGCCGCCGGCGCCAUCUCCAAGGCGAACGCCGACGACCCCAAGAAGUCGAGCCUGGUGCGCUGCGCGAGAACGGACAAGGGAGUUCACGCGGCCGGCAACGUGCUCUCGCUGAAGUUGAUCGUCGAGGACGAGGACAUUGUCGACAAGAUCAACGCGCACCUGCCGGACCAGAUCAGGGUGUGGGGUAUCCAGCGCACCAGCAACGGUUUCAGCUGCUACCAGGCCUGCGACUCCCGCUGGUACGAGUACCUCAUGCCCAGCUACUCGCUGCUGCCGCCGCUGCCCCGCAGUUUCCUGGGCAAGAAGCUCGCCGAGUCCGCCAACGAGAAGGGAGUCUACGACGAGUACGUCGAGCGCCUCAACGACGUCAAGGAUUUCUGGGAACAAGUUGAGAAGAACGAUAUCCAACCGAUUCUCGAGAAGCUGGAGCCCGACGUCAGGGCCGAGGUCUUGCGAAAGCUCCACGACACGCAGGACCAGGAUCUCGGCGAUGAGGGGGCGCAGACGAAAGCCGACUCUGACGCAGCGGCGGCCACCAACGCCGGCGAGGAUACAGAAAUGAAGGAGGCGCAAGGGCAGGAGGAGGACGUGGAGGAGAAGAAGAAGGAGAAACCUAAGGAGGAUGCCGAGGGGGGUAGUGCCGAAGCAGGGGCCCCACUCGAAAACAGCGCGUCCGAAACACAAGGCCAAUCUGCUGCCCGAGGACCGAGAGCCGAGCCGGUCCUCACGCCCGUCGAGCGCGCGCUCCGCGAGAUCAAGGCUGCGUAUGUCGCGGCCAAGCGGCGGUACCGCGUCUCGCCCGUGCGCAUCCAGAGGUUGCAGCAGGCGCUCGACCUCUACCUGGGCACGCGCAACUUCCACAACUACACCAUCAUGAAGUCCUUCAAAGACCCCUCCGCCAAGCGCCACAUCAAGUCGUUCCAGGUCAACCCGACGCCCAUCACGAUCCGCGAUACCGAGUGGCUCUCGCUCAAGGUGCACGGGCAGUCCUUCAUGAUGCACCAGAUCCGCAAGAUGGUCGCCAUGGCCGUCAUGGUCGUCCGCUGCGGCGCGCCCCUGUCCAUCAUCACCGAGAGCUACGGGCCCAGGCGGAUCAGCAUCCCCAAGGCGCCCGGGCUCGGCCUGAUGCUGGAACGGCCCAUGUUCACCGAGUACAACAAGAAGGCCGCCUCGCUGGGCAAGGAGCCCAUCGACUUCUCAAAGUGGGAGGACAAGAUCGCGGCCUUCAAGGACGAGCACAUCUACCGCAGGAUGUUUGAGUUGGAGGAGAAGGAGAACUCAUUCCAUCUCUUCUUUAACCAGGUCGACAACUUCCGGACAGACUAUUUCCUCUGGGUGACUGCCGGUGGCGUGGAGGCGUCGCACGAGCGGUCAGAGCGGACCGAGAAGGUACCCAAGGCGCUGGAGACGGAGUUGGGUGAUGAAGCGGAUGGCGUGGAGGAGGUGGGCACAUAAAACACUAUAAUAAACAAAAACGACACUCGAGCUUAGCCUCGCAUGUUCCUCUACCCUUGAUAGACAGACGAGGCGCCGGAAAUCAAAA